Drosophila eugracilis is the source of this 2142-nucleotide messenger RNA. RefSeq names its product N-chimaerin (gene RhoGAP5A). Gene Ontology annotation, biological process: signal transduction; regulation of small GTPase mediated signal transduction; regulation of GTPase activity. The transcript has 5 exons. Gene Ontology annotation, molecular function: GTPase activator activity. NCBI's taxonomy places the organism in Eukaryota, Metazoa, Arthropoda, Insecta, Diptera, Drosophilidae. The record is from RefSeq and is a predicted model, not a curated record. Bases 269 to 1753 code for a protein of 494 amino acids.
AAACGGCUAUAAGUCAUUUUUUAUAUAUAAUAUAAGCAAUAAAUACAUUGCUGAAAGUUAAAUAAGAAUAUAUUAGUUUUAAAAAGAAUUUGUUCUUUUAUUUAGUUUAUCUAAACAAAAUACCAAACUCUUUUUAAAUACCAAAAGAGAGUUGCCGAGUAUGGCUAGUUAUAGUGAUUUUGGAAUUUAAUUAAACAAGCUGCAUUUCUUAAUUAAAUGCCGCCUGUUGAGUGAAUAUUGAUUUAUUGGUCUGCUAAACCAAGGAAGGAUGCCCCGGAACACGGAGGCGGGCGCCGGAAGUGCAGCAACUGGCGGAUCCGGUGGUGUAGGCGGUGCCCCCGAACCCAGUUCCCCGGUUCAGAAGGUUUGGAAGCCGGAAUUGUACAAACUCCAGCUGGAGGCACCGGCUCCAUGUCCAUUGCGCUGCCAGCGAACUCUACCCCUUCCGCCUGCAAAAAGUACGGCAGAGGCUGUGGAGGCAAAUAAUUUGGCGGGGCGUCUAUAUGGCACAGAAUACCACGGACUCAUGGGUCACUUGGAGGCGGAGCAGCUGCUGGCUAACGCACGCGAUGGAAGCUACUUUGUCCGCCGGAGCCCCCAAUCCGAUGGCUACUACACACUGAGUCUGCGGUUCAACAAGCGCCCCAAGCACUUCAAACUACUCUACAAGCCCGGCGUGGGCCACUACCUGAGCGGUCAGGAGAAGCGCUUCGAUACGGUCCACGACAUGGUCGCCGACGGUAUGAUUAACUUCCAUAUGCAGCUCCACGCCAGUCCAAUCAUCCAGCAGAUCAACCAGCAAACUAGAAACUGCUAUCAACAGAGUCCCUACAUGACCUUAAAUGGACGGAAGCUCAGAGCUCUGUCCAAUGAGCUGGGCAAGGCCACGGCAGCCAAGGAAUCCCUGCCGGCCGAAGAAAAGGAAGAGCAGAAGAAGGAAGAGCCGCCACCACCAGCCUUAGAUCCCAUGCCGCUGGUUUACGAGAAACCGCAUCACUUUAAGGUGCACACAUUCAAAGGCCUCAAUUGGUGUGAGUUCUGCGCGAACUUCUUGUGGGGAUUUACAGCACAGGGCGUCAAGUGCGAGGCCUGCGGCUUUGUGGCGCACAGCAAGUGCUCCGAGCUAGUGCCGCCGAAGUGUGUGCCGGACUUGAAGCGCAUACGCGGCGUAUUUGGCACCGAUUUGACUACCAUGGUGCAACUGGAGCCGCUCCACCAAAUACCCUUUGUGGUGCGUCGCUGCGUUGAGGAAGUGGAAGCCAGGGGCAUGCUGCAGGAGGGUAUAUACCGGGUGUCCGGGUUCGCAGAUGAGAUCGAGACCCUUAAGCUGGCCCUAGAUCGGGAGGGUGAGAAGACGGACAUGUCGGAGACGGCCUACGGAAAUGUGAACGUAAUUGCUGGGACACUGAAGCUCUACCUACGCCUGCUUCCCGUGCCGCUCAUCACGUUCCAGGCGUAUCCCAGCUUCAUGGCAGCAGGACGUAGUGCCAAACAGACGGAGCAACGGCAGCUCAUGGCGGAAGCAGUACGUCGUCUGCCGCCCGCCCAUCACAGUUGCCUGCAGUAUAUGCUGGAGCACUUGAAACGGGUGGCCUCCCAUUAUGCCGUGAAUAAGAUGAACGAGCACAAUUUGGCCACCGUGUUUGCGCCCACGCUUAUUGCCACGCCCCAGCACAUGACGAACCUUACGGAGGAGAUAUUCAUGCUUUCUUCGCUCAUUACCCACUGCAAGACUAUAUUCGCCACAUCCUAAACAAGAACAGCCUUAAACCGAGCCCAAUGUGUCUCCCAAAGCCAAAACCUUAAGCUCUAAUCAGAGGGGCACAUCCACCCACGGAUCGGACCUCUCUUUCCAAACGGAUCUGUAACUUCACACUUGGCCAAGCAAAUACACAAGAGCAUUACUCGUAACUCGAUGAUUCCACCAAAAACGUAGCCUAAGAUCAAAUGUCUGCAUCGGUCAUUUCAAAUCGAUGGUUUUAUAUCUUUUUUAUGAACCCAAAAACAAAAAAAAAAAAAAAAACAAAAAUCCAGUAGAACACAUUGAAUGUUGUAGGAGUACGAAUUUAACGAUUUUUCGAAAUAUUUUUAGGUGAAGUAUUUUAUGUCACAAUAAAGAUAUUUAUUUUAUUUUUACAAGUA